AGCGCACAAGAGAGGUCAUUUUCUACUGGUUCACAAGUGACACUCGGGCGAUAAAACAAACCGCUCGUAGAGCCUCACACGGUCAAUAACAUUCAGAUCUCUGAAAAUAAUCGAUGCAAAUAUUUAUUUGUUCUCAACGGGUAUCCUAAAGUUUCUUAACGUGCAGAAAACUUGGAUUAAGGAUGAAAUAUUUAAGUAAGAUUUCUGUCCUUGUGACUUGCAUGAACAUUCUUCGUCCCAUCAGGUCUCAGGAAUACCAGCAACAUCAGGAAUAUCAGGAAAACAGUCAUGAUCUGGUAAAAAUAAAUCUUACCGAGUGCUGGAAUUACCAGAAGAGUAAGCCUCUUUACCCUGCUCCAGUUUUUCGCGCUCACAAAAUGAAGGAAAAUCUGAGUUUCAAAGAUUGUGGUGAAUGGAAAUCAAAGAAAGGAAUCGCACCAUGGCAAAUUGUGAUCAGAAAACAAAACAGACUAAACAGAGGUUGCGAAGGUUUGCUCAUCUCAAAAAAAACAAUCAUCUUUUACAGCCAAGCAUUUCACUGCUAUUGGAUUUUCAACACUACUGAUGAUGUAGACGAAAUUAUGUUAUAUGGUGGUGAAUGUAUAGAUGAAAAACGUGAAAACUGCUUUAGGCGACGCAAUUUGCUCAGUAAAGAGGUGCCCUUCAUCACAGAUUUUCAAGAACUAGAACUAGAAGAAGUGCAUCAACAAAAUGGAUCAUUAAGCAAAGCUGCAAUCAUAAUUAUUAGUGUAAAAGGAGUCGAAUUUUCAGACACUUUAAAGCCCAUUUGUCUAUGGAACAGAGAUAACCAGCACGAUUUGAAUUCGACUUAUAUUUUCAAGCAGCAAACUGACAUGGUUGGAAUAGCUACAAAAACGAACAUCAAGUCUGAGGAAAAUUGCUUUGAAAAGAUAAUUACGAAGUUGGACUGUGACAUAUAUGGGAAAACAAUUUGCACUUCCUACUUUCAGCCAUACGUUGGAGUGUUCUUAAUUAUUGAAAGAGAGAAGCGUCACUUUUUAAGAGGCUUACGAUUUAAAUUUCUCCCAGAUAAACAACAUCUGCAAUGGAUUGAUUUGCUCCCUCUUAUGGAAAAGAUUGUUUUUGCAGCCGCCGAUGUGGCGAUACUGAAAAAAACGUCCGAAUUAAAACCAAGAAUAUUUUUUCGUGGAGAGCAAAGCUUCGAUAAUUGUGGUCAAGUGGCGAAUUUUAGGCGUAGAAAAAGAGACGACGAAGAAGCAUGGGGUGUGUUUAUCAACGGAGGCAUUGAUUCUAGAAGAGGACAAAGUCCGUGGCAUGCAGGACUCACGUUGCAUUUUCAAGAUGGUCCCAAUCCGGUAGCUUGUGGGGCAUCUUUGAUUUCCAAAAGGGUUCUCAUCACAGCCGCACAUUGUUUGAUAAGCAAUGGCGUUCAAUUGGAGGCAAAUUUUGUAGAAGUUAUCCUUGGAAUGCACAACAAAAAUGACCCUAAAGAAAGUGAACAUUGGUACAGAUUCAGGGCGUCAAAUAUUACCCUUCAUCCUGAUUACAAGGGCAUGAAAAAUGACAUAGCUUUGAUAUUCUCGCCCAACGAUAUUAGUUUUUCAAAUAUCAUUAGGCCAAUUUGCCUUUGGAAUGAUGAAUACAACCAGGACAAAAUCAUCAACACAACAGGCAGCGUAGUUGGCUGGGGCUACACGACGAAUUUCACUCAGCCAAAUGUUUUGCAACACGUGGAAAUAAAAAUAGCCUCGCACGAAACGUGUUAUGAGAGUAGCAAGCUUUUCUUUUCCGGAGCAUUGAGCCCAAAUGAAAACUUCUGCGCAGGUUUUCCACUUAAUCGCACGGGCGUCUGCACAGGAGAUAGUGGUGGUGGACUCGUAAUAUACAAUCAAGCUGACGGUCGAUAUUUUCUACGCGGCAUAGUCAGCGGAGGGAGAGAAGUAACAAGAGUCUUACCAGAAGGUACAAAGAGGUUGUGCAACCCAAACUUUUAUGCAAUAUUCACUGAUAUAACAUAUCACAUGGAAUGGAUCGUGAACCAAACACCUGACCUAAAUUAUUAAAAAAAAAAAAAAUAUUAAUAUCUGUUGCGUAUGUUAUAGACUUAAAAUAAAUAUGAUAUUAAAUUUAUUUCAUAAAAGUUUUGAAAAU
Neocloeon triangulifer is the source of this 2133-nucleotide messenger RNA. RefSeq names its product hyaluronan-binding protein 2-like. Bases 183 to 2045 code for a protein of 620 amino acids. Gene Ontology annotation, biological process: proteolysis. The transcript has 13 exons. Lineage: Eukaryota; Metazoa; Arthropoda; Insecta; Ephemeroptera; Baetidae. Gene Ontology annotation, molecular function: serine-type endopeptidase activity. The record is from RefSeq and is a predicted model, not a curated record.